AUGCCGAAUGCAAUGCAUGUUCAAAUCCUCUCGCCUCGAAGCUCGCUGUUUAUUCCCGAAUCACCAGAUCCGGACCAGUUGGUUAUCGUAUGCAGCUGGACAGAUGCUCAACAGAAGCAUAUAGCGAGAUAUCUUCAGCUACACAAGCUAGUCACCCCCCGGGCAAAGAUCCUGCUGAUCCAGACCACGGCCGUAACGCUAUUCAAGCCUUAUGCCUGGCAAAGGGCUUCCCUCAAACCUGCGGCGCAGUAUAUCAUCGAGAAUGCCGUGGCCGAUUCACAGAAGCGAGAUUCUUCCCCUGGUCGAGAACCGAAUCAGCACGAACACUGCAGGAACAGAAGGAGUAGGACAAAGAUCUUGCUUCAUUCAUUGUCGAACGGGGGCAGUCUUACUGCCACUCAACUCCUCAUCCUCCUCCGCGAAGUUACACAUGCACCGUUGCCUCUCAUCGGGGUCAUAAUGGACAGCAGUCCCGACAGUGGAAGCUAUAAACAAAGCCAUAACGCCAUGGUACGGACGCAACCACCUUCCAAACCGCGAAGAGCCGCUGUGUCACUCCUCGCUCAUGCAGCCCUAAUCCCUAUAUGGGCGAGUUAUAUCAUAGGGGCAAGGGAGAACUCGCAACUUGAGAUGCGGAGAAUAAUCCUGGACAGGCAUUAUGUGGAUACUUUGAAUAUUCGGUAUGUGUAUUCGAAGAGUGAUAAAAUUACCGAUUGGAGGGAUGUGCUUGUUCAUGCUGAAGAGGCGAGGGGGAAAGGAUGGCUUGUCGAGGAGUAUAAGUUGGUGGAGAGUGCGCAUUGUUCUCAUAUACGCUCCAAUCCGGAGAUCCUGUGUCAUGACCUCAAAAUUAUCCACGAUGCAAGACGACUUCUCAAAUUCAAUGUCCCAGCUCAUCUUGCCUAG
Messenger RNA from Talaromyces stipitatus ATCC 10500, 903 nucleotides. Its product is annotated as DUF829 domain protein (PaxU), putative. The transcript has 2 exons. NCBI's taxonomy places the organism in Eukaryota, Fungi, Ascomycota, Eurotiomycetes, Eurotiales, Trichocomaceae. The record is from RefSeq and is a predicted model, not a curated record. The coding region runs from base 1 to 903 and encodes 300 amino acids.